UCAAAUGAGGCAAUAUGGACUUCCUCUUUUCCGAUACGUUCGCGGUCGUGUAUAUUUGUGUUAUAAAAUCACAAAACUAAAUCUUAGCUAUGGUGCGUAUGAACGUAUUGGCCGAUGCCCUGAAGUGCAUCAACAAUGCUGAGAAACGCGGCAAGCGUCAGGUUCUGCUGCGUCCCUGCUCCAAAGUCAUCAUCAAGUUCCUGACUGUGAUGAUGAAGCAUGGUUACAUUGGCGAAUUCGAGAUUGUCGAUGAUCAUCGUUCCGGCAAGAUCGUUGUCAACCUAACUGGUCGCCUGAACAAAUGCGGCGUCAUUUCGCCACGCUUUGAUGUGCCCAUCAACGAUAUCGAGAAGUGGACCAACAAUCUGCUGCCAUCUCGUCAGUUCGGCUAUGUCGUGUUGACCACAUCCGGCGGCAUCAUGGAUCACGAGGAGGCCAGGAGAAAACAUUUGGGAGGCAAGAUUCUUGGUUUCUUCUUCUAAAUAGUCGCUCGCCUGCAGCUGUAGAACGGAGGCAAAACAAAACCAACAUCUAAACUUAUAUUAUGUAUAUGGGGAGUUCAAAGAUGUAAAAGUUGUUUUUAUUUCCCCCUAUAAAAAUGAAAAACAAAAAAAAAAAACCAACAAAUGCCGUUUUACGUUCGUACAAUCCAACAUCAUUCAACAAUCAUUCGACAACAUCUUGAAUGUUCCAGCCAAGAAAACGCGAAAUAAACAAAUGAUUUAUACAUAA
Drosophila busckii is the source of this 732-nucleotide messenger RNA. It is a transcript of the gene RpS15Aa, whose product is annotated as 40S ribosomal protein S15Aa. The coding region runs from base 90 to 482 and encodes 130 amino acids. The record is from RefSeq and is a predicted model, not a curated record. Gene Ontology annotation, cellular component: cytosolic small ribosomal subunit; ribosome. NCBI's taxonomy places the organism in Eukaryota, Metazoa, Arthropoda, Insecta, Diptera, Drosophilidae. Gene Ontology annotation, molecular function: structural constituent of ribosome. The transcript is spliced from 2 exons. Gene Ontology annotation, biological process: translation.